AUGUCUAAUGUAAUCAAGCAAAGAAUGUGCAUUAAAUUUUGUUUUUGUGAUGGAAUUACUGCUACAAAAGCAUUGAAAAUGUUAAAAUGUUGCAAAAAGCAUUUGGUGACAAUAGUCUAUCAAAAACAAGAGUUUGAAUGGUACAAGAUGUUCAAGGAAGCCAGAGAAUGCUUUGAAGAUGAACCAAACUCUGGUAGACCAUCAACUGAUGAACACAUUGCUCCAAUCAUAGAUUUGGUGCUAAAUGAUUGCCAUUUAACAAUUAGGGACAUUAUUGAACAUGUUCUGAUAUCAUUUGGAUCUUGCCAAGCAAUUUUAAAAGAUAAUUUGGGUUUGCAAUAUAUUGUUUCUUGA
This is a messenger RNA of Centruroides sculpturatus (bark scorpion), 354 nucleotides long. RefSeq lists its product as uncharacterized. Bases 1 to 354 code for a protein of 117 amino acids. The transcript has a single exon. The record is from RefSeq and is a predicted model, not a curated record. NCBI's taxonomy places the organism in Eukaryota, Metazoa, Arthropoda, Arachnida, Scorpiones, Buthidae.